Molecule: messenger RNA, 1527 nt
Organism: Metarhizium acridum CQMa 102
Lineage: Eukaryota; Fungi; Ascomycota; Sordariomycetes; Hypocreales; Clavicipitaceae
Product: Ferulic acid decarboxylase 1
Biological process (GO): ferulate metabolic process; cinnamic acid catabolic process
Cellular component (GO): cytoplasm
Molecular function (GO): carboxy-lyase activity
Source: RefSeq, a predicted model, not a curated record
AUGGCUCACCAACGCGGCGGUGAAAACGGGGACGGCCCAGCGAUGAGCUUCCGCCGGUUCAUUCAGGAGCUCAAGGACGAACAAGACUUGCUUGAAGUAAACUCAGAAGUAGACCCAUACCUGGAGCUGGCAGCCAUUAUACGCAGGGUAUACGAGGAAGAAGAGAAGGCGCCGCUCUUCAACAACAUUCAGGGCCGCAACGACAAUGGGCUUUUUCGAAUCCUCGGCGCACCCGUCGGCGUCAGCAAAAUUCCCGGCAAGCGGUACAUCAGGAUCGCAAAAUCGCUGGGCUUGCCCUCCGACGCUACUGCGGCAGACAUUAUUGAAAAGCUCAACCAUGCAAAGACACUGCCUGCCAUUCCCUCCAAGGAGGUACCCUCGGGACCCGUCAAGGAGUUCAAGCUCGUUGGAGAUGAAAUUGACCUUACCGCCCUGCCGAUGCCCUUUCUACAUCAGCACGAUGGGGGCAAAUUCAUUCAAACCUUUGGCAUGUACAUUGUCCGCAGUCCUGAUGGAUCCUGGGUCAACUGGUCCAUCACCCGGGCCAUGCUCCAUGGCAAGCGAACUUUGGUCGGCCCGGUGAUCCCCAGCCAGGACAUUGGCGUCAUUAGAGAAAUGUGGCGCCAGCAGGGCAAGGACAUGCCGUUUGCCUUAUGCUUCGGCGUGCCUCCUGCGGCCAUCAUGGUCAGCGGCAUGCCGCUUCCCAAGGGCGUCAAUGAAUCCGACUACAUCGGCGCACUUACCGGGAGUGCGGUGCAAGUCACCAGGAGCGAGACCAGCGACAUCCUCGUCCCCGCCAACGCGGAGCUGGUCUUCGAGGGUGUCGUGUCCAGCACCGAGACUGCGCCAGAAGGGCCCAUGGCCGAGUACCACGGGCUCAUCUUCCCAGGAGAGAGCCACGAGAAGCCUCUGUUUCGCGUCGACGCCAUAACCUACAGGAAGGACCCCAUAGUGCCAGUGUGCGUCGCCGGUAGAGCAGUAGAGGAGAACCAUACCGUCUGGGGCGUGACGCAGGCGGCAGAGGUGCUGUCCGUCUGCCAGGCCGCCGGGCUGCCCAUCAAGAUGGUAUGGAACCCUUUCGAGUCCCACUGCCUCUGGUUCGUCCUCCAGGUCGACGGGCCCAAGCUGCGCGCGCUGAACACGGACAUGAGCACCUUUGGCAACAAGGUCGGCCACGCCGUCUUUGCGUCCAAGCCCGGCUCCUACAUCCCCAAGCUGUAUCUCGUCGGUGAGGAUGUCGACCCGACGAGCAUCCAGGAUCUCAUUUGGGCCGAGGCCACGCGCUGCCAGCCGGGCGUUAAUGAGUUUUAUUUUGACCAGUAUCCUGUUUUCCCGCUGAUUCCAUACUUUACGCAUGGUGUGAAGCCAGAGGGCGGCAAGUAUAAGAAGGUGCUGCGGUGUUGCAUGUUUCCCUCCGAGUUUACGAAUGCGCCUCGGACUUGGGAACAGGGCUCAUUCCGGGCAUCUUAUCCACAGGAGGUGCAGGAUAAAGUGAAUGCGCAGUGGAAGUCGUAUGGCUUUGAAUAA